CCGGAGGCGGCGUGCGCGCGCCCGCCCGCUGGCCCCGGCGGAGGAGGCUGCAGGGGGCUGCCGGAGGGAGGGCCCCGGGACGACAGGCAUCCCGCCAUGGUGAACGAGGCGGCCUCCUCCGGGAGCCGGCGCUCCAGCAGCAGCAGCAGCGGCAGCGAGGGCUCCAAGGACAGCUCGCGGUGUUCCACGCCCGGGACGGACGCCGAGAGGCACGAGCGGCUGCGGGACAAAAUGCGCAGGCGGAUGGACUCCGGGGACAAAUGGUUCUCCUUGGAGUUCUUCCCGCCCCGCACGGCUCAGGGAGCUGUCAAUCUCAUCUCCAGGUUUGACCAGAUGGGGGCGGGAGGGCCCCUCUUUGUGGAUGUGACCUGGCACCCAGCGGGCGACCCCGGCUCGGACAAGGAGACCUCGUCCAUGAUCAUCGCCAACACGGCCGUGGACUACUGCGGCCUGGAGACGGUGCUGCACAUGACCUGCUGUCACCAGACCAGGGACGAGAUCACCCGCCACCUGCACAAAGCCAAGCGGCUGGGGCUCAAGAACAUCAUGGCCCUGAGGGGUGACCCCAUAGGUGACGAGUGGGAGGAGGAGGAGGGUGGCUUCAAUCACGCCGUGGACUUGGUGAAGCACAUCCGCAGCGAGUUUGGCGAUUACUUUGAUGUCUGCGUGGCAGGUUACCCCAAAGGCCACCCCGAGGCCGAGAGCUUCGAGGCUGACCUGCAGCACCUGAAGGAGAAGGUGGUGGCCGGAGCAGACUUCAUCAUCACGCAGCUCUUCUUCCAGGCCGAGACCUUCAUCCGCUUCACCAAAGCCUGCGCCGCCGUCGGCAUCACCUGCCCCAUCCUCCCCGGCAUCUUCCCCAUCCAGGGCUACCACUCCCUCAGGCAGCUGGUGAAGCUGUCCAAGCUGGAGGUGCCGCAGGAGAUCACAGCCGUGAUCGAGCCCAUCAAAGACAACGACGCCGCCAUCCGCAACUACGGCAUCGAGUUGGCCGUGACCAUGUGCCGGGAGCUGUUGGUCAGCGGCGUGGUCUCCGGCCUCCACUUCUACACUCUGAACCGCGAGGUGGCCACGGUGGAGGUGCUGAAGCGUCUGGGCAUCUGGAAUGAGGAUCCCAGACGCCCCCUGCCCUGGGCCGUCAGCGCGCACCCCAAGCGCCGGGUGGAGGACGUGCGGCCCAUCUUCUGGGCCUCCAGACCCAAGAGCUACAUCUACCGCACCCAGGACUGGGACGAGUUCCCCAACGGCCGCUGGGGGAACUCCUCCUCCCCAGCCUUUGGCGAGCUGAAGAACUAUUACCUCUUCUGCCUGAAGAGCAAGUCCCCCAGGGAGGAGCUGCUGAAGAUGUGGGGCCAGGAGCUGACCAGCGAAGAGAGCGUGUUUGAGGUCUUUGCCUACUAUCUCUCUGGGGAGCCCAACCAGAAUGGCUACAAAGUGACCUGCCUGCCCUGGAACGAUGAGCCGCUGGCGGCCGAGACGAGCCUGUUGAAGGAGGAGCUGCAGAAGGUGAACCGCCGGGGCAUCCUCACCAUCAACUCACAGCCCAACAUCAACGGAAAGCCAUCGGCUGACCCCGUGGUGGGCUGGGGGCCCAGCGGUGGCUACGUCUUCCAGAAGGCCUACCUGGAGUUCUUCACCUCCAGCGAGACCGUGGCAGCCCUUCUCAAAGUACUGAAGAAGUACGAGCUGCGAGUCAACUACCACAUCGUCAACGUCAAGGGCGAGAAUAUCACCAACGCCCCUGACAUGCAGCCCAAUGCGGUGACCUGGGGCAUCUUCCCGGGGCGAGAGAUCAUCCAGCCGACGGUGGUGGAUCCUGUCAGUUUCAUGUCCUGGAAGGACGAGGCCUUUGCCCUGUGGAUUGAACAGUGGGGAAAGCUGUACGAAGAGGAGUCCCCGUCCCGAAUGAUCAUCCAGUACAUCCACGACAACUACCACCUCGUCAACCUGGUAGACAACGAGUUUCCCCUGGACAACUGCCUGUGGCAGGUGGUAGAAGACACGUUUAAGCUUCUCAACGAGCCGGCCCGGCAGUGAGCAGCCUGGGCUUUGCGGGGAGAGAAAGGGAGAAGCAGCUCAGGGAGCCGGGUCUCCAUCCCCUAGGUGGAAGUGAGCCAAACCCUUCCCCCCACCUCCCCCAAGGGCUUCAUCCUUCCCUUCGCCCUCUCUGGGGGUCACCGAAGGCUCCGCCAGGGCAGUGCGCAGCCGUCUCUCCCCUGCCGGCCCUGUCCGGCCCCCUACGGCAGCUACAACCUGUAUCCGUCCUCUCCGCUCCUGCCCAACCUACAUCCCUCCAGUGGGAAGGGCCCCGGGUUUGGGGGGAUGUCCUGGCUUGAUUUUUCUCUCCCUCUUCCCGUGGAAGGAAAUGAGCCAGAGCCCCAGACCUCAGUAGCACGGGAGUCGGUUCUCCACCAGCUAGCUCCUGGGGUUGGAGGGAAUCGACGGAAAAACCGAGCCAGGCCCGGUGAGUAAGUAGCAUCCUCUUCCCCGGCCCCGGCACCCGGCUGGGACCGUGCGGAUGGACGGUCCGCCUACUCUCGGGUGCACGGCGGCCUCCUCUGGGUUCCAAGCACGGCCAGAAGAAAGAUGGGAGGACAGAAGGGGAGCCAGAACUCCCGGCUCCUUUCCCAGCCCCAUCUCUGUCCGCGUUCCCCGACCAGUAACGGAGAGCCCAGCAUCGGUCUUUCCCUCCCCAACUCCCGGGCCGGAGAGGCCGGUAGAGGGGUUCGAACGUUAACGUAGCAAGGCGAGCGCCUCGCUCCUGGGGUGCCCGGCACUUACACCCGGCGGUGGGUGCUUUUAUUUGUCCUAACUUAAGCUGUUGGUCUGGGAUCUUUCUGACUCCACAGAUAACAGGU
Molecule: messenger RNA, 2858 nt
Organism: Ornithorhynchus anatinus (platypus)
Lineage: Eukaryota; Metazoa; Chordata; Mammalia; Monotremata; Ornithorhynchidae
Gene: MTHFR
Product: methylenetetrahydrofolate reductase
Exons: 12
Coding region: 97-2037 (646 amino acids)
Biological process (GO): tetrahydrofolate interconversion
Cellular component (GO): cytosol
Molecular function (GO): methylenetetrahydrofolate reductase [NAD(P)H] activity; FAD binding
Source: RefSeq, a predicted model, not a curated record